GACGCUAUCAGUAGUGAAGAGCACGAGCGAUUACAAACCUGUUCGGACCAACACUGAUGAAGAUAUGAAGUGAAACACAAAAAGUGGAUCAUUUAGAAGAGUUUAGAGUCGUCCUUUGAGCCCAUUUUUCUGUCUUCGCAAUGUCUAUUAUUCUUUUCACACACUGAACUAAAGUGAUUGAACAGGAUCAUUAAAACUGUCUUCCAGAGCAGGAGAGCAGUUCAUCUCUCACCACAGCUACAUUCAAGUGAUCCCCGGUAUGGAUUGCUUCGCUCCCAGAUCCUUCUGGAACCUUCUACUUGCCAUGGUUGUUGCAGUUGUGCCUGGCUCAAUGGGGGCACCACAGGGCUGCGGCUCCAACGUGAGCUCUCUCUACUAUAACCUGUGUGACGUUACUGUAGUUUGGGGCAUCGUGGUGGAGGCAUUUGCCUCCGCCGGAGUGUUGGUAUGCCUCAUACUGCUGAUGGUUCUCUUUGCCAGCCUGCCAUUUAUGUCAGAUAGCAGGCGGCGCAAGUCAGUACCGUUGGACGCUGGCAUACUUGUGGGCGCUCUGGGCCUCUUUGGACUGGCAUUUGCCUUCAUCGUGGGCCAGGACUUUUCCACAUGUGCCUCACGCCGCUUCCUGUUCGGCGUGUUGUUUGCAGCCUGCUUCUCCUGCCUUCUUAUGAAAGCCAUAAAUCUGAACAUCCUGUCCAGGAACAACAAGGCACCGCGAUCCUGGGCACUGUGCCUUGGAGCCUUGGCGCUUUGGUUGGUCGAAGUGAUCAUCAACACAGAAUGGAUGAUUAUCACCAUGGUCCGCCAGCCCAUUAACGUGAGCUCCAAUCUGCCUGUGCCAUGCUUGAUUACCAACGAAGACUUUGUAAUGUCUCUCAUUUAUGUUAUGGUCCUGCUGGUGGCUUUCUCUGUGGCAUCCAUACUAAUCCUGUGCGGCAAGCACCAGCGCUGGCACAAGGACGGAGUCUACAUCCUGCUUACUGGAAUGUUCACACUGGGCAUUUGGGUGGCAUGGAUCGUCAUGUACACUUACGUCAACCGCACAGCUGGCACUCCAAGUUGGAACGACCCGACUCUCGCUAUAGCACUGGUGGCCAAUGCCUGGGUGUUCCUGCUGCUUUACGCGGUGCCCGAGCUGUGCCAGGUGACUGACGACCCAGAGGGGGUAUCAACUCUCCCCAUGGAUGUCUACACAAACCAAGGCGUGGGUUACGAGAACAUCCUGAAAGAGCAAAGCUCGCAGAACAUGUUUGUAGAAAAUAAGGCCUUCUCUAUGGACGAACCCAAACCAGGUAACAAGCCAGUGUCUCCAUACAGCGGCUACAAUGGACAGAUCCGCAGUUCUGUGUACCAGCCCACAGAGCUCGCGAUUAUCACAAAUCACAAGACGGACUAUUCGUUCGAUACUUCGAUCCCACGAGCCUCUCUCGCCUCUCCAGCCAGUCAGAGCGGCAACGUCACCCCGACCCAAUCCAACACUGGACCCGUCACUGAUGGUAAUGGCUUGCACUGGAAAUCACAGUGGUGAAUCUAGUCAAGACCUCCUGCUCUGGAUGCCUUACUAUGUUCUUUUUCUCAACAAAGUUUUUUUUAUGUUUUCACCCUGGCCAUGGAUCUUUUCUCAGACCAAAGAAUCUUACAAGCUUCACCUUGGAAUGGCUAGGUGUUCAUUUGCCCAGUAGAGACAAUAUAUGGGCAUUUUGUCCACAGUGACCAUGAAUAGGAACUUCAACCCAGAAGAUGAGACUGCACAGUUGGAUGUGAAAGACUGUUCACGUAUUACCCAGUGGCUGUCUUAGCUACUUCAAUGCUAUGUAUUUACAGAAAGGAAAAAGAACGGAUGACGAAUGGUACUUGAUUUUGAUAUUUAAUAAUGUGCAAUAAUUAGCAUGUUAUUGGAUUCCUACACUCUCAGAAAAAAAUAGUAGCUGUACCUUUGCUUGUUGCUGGGGUGUUAACCCUCAAGAGUACAUCUUUGGUACCUUUAAUAUCUAUCUCUCACUUGUAAACAUAGAUGUAGUGGACCUGUAAAAAUGAUUUAAGGAACAUAAAUGGACAGUAAGCAUUAAAGCUACACUACAUGCAAAAAACAGUGACAAGGACAGUGUACAGGUUUUUGUCUGAGAGUGUAUGCCUGAAACUGUUACUCAUCUUCUUCAAACAGUAGUCUUUAGGUAGUCAGAGCACUGGUAUAAAUACACUACCUUUAAGUAAAAGGUAGAACUAAAAAAAAUAAGGGACUAAACUGAUCAUCUCAUGGUACAAACUCUUUUUGAUAAAUCCUCUGUACUUUUAACAUGUAUCUUUCAUCUUGUAAAGCUCAUUUAAGGUACAUAACUGGACCUUGAGGACCACUGUUGUAUCUUGAGAGUGCAUUUACUUUGUACCUUUUUUCAGGCAGUGUAGCUUCCAGCAACAUUUCUGUACAGUGGGUAUAUUAUGAUUACUGUAUUUUUAAUAUUGCCUAAUUGAAUCAAUGUCGUAUUGUAAAGUUUCAGUACUAAAUGUGUUCAGUAUUGCAACACAUUACUCACAGAAUUUUCUCCAGUGAUUGUAAUAAUUCCAGGUGAUCAACUGGACUGAAUAUGAUCCACACAUAACAUAUUUGGACAAGCAAAAAAGACCCCCCCCCCCCCAUACAUUUCAAUGGGAUUCAAAUCCGGGAUUUGUCUAGGCCAUCCCAUAACCCUCCAUUUCUUCUUUUUGAGCCAUUCCUUGGUGGAUUUGCUAGUAGGGCUGGCGAUAUGAUAGAAACACCAUAUCACGAUACUUGAGGACAUUUCAAUGAUACACGAUACGUAUCACGGUUCUGUCACAUUGCAAGCUGUCCAGUUCCAGAGGCAGCAAAACAACCCCAAACAAUAACAUUUUCACAACCGUGCUUCACAGUUGGUAUGAGGUGCUUCUCCUCAAAAGCUAUUUUUGGUCGGUGCCAAACAUGUCUGCUGUUACUGUGGCCAAACAACUCUAUUUGAUUCGUCUGUCCAGAGCACAUUAUUCCAAAAGGCCUGGUCUUUGCCUAUAUGCUCCUUGGCAAACUAUAGUCUGGCAAAGGCUUUUUCCUGGCACGCACCCCAUGCAGAUCAAAAAUCUCUGAUUGUAGAAGCAUGCACUUUGACACCAACAGUUGAAAGACUUACUAGUAGAUCCUGUGAUGAAAUUUGGGGUUCUUGGAGACUUCUUUUUGCAUCAGAUGAACACCUGAUUCUAAUUUUAUGGAUUUGAAGGUGUGAUAAAUGUAGGAGUGUACUUACUUUUUCCAUGUGACUGAUCUGUUUUUGUUAUUGUAAAAAUUAUUACAAAAUGUCAAUUUUAUGUGCCAUUUCAUAGAGUGUAUCAACUUUAUUAAUAGGCACUGUUUCAAAGAGGAUCAAAUGUUUGCUUGUCCAAAUAUGUUAAAAAAGCCAACCAUUUCCAUGGGGUGUACUUAUUUUUUUCACAAAAAUAUAUCCAUCUCUCUCUCUCUCUGUCUCUCUCUCUCUCUCUCUCUCUCUCUCUCUCUCUCUAUAUAUAUAUAUAUAUAUAUAUAUAUAUAUAUAUAUAAAAUGUUCAAAAAUGUCUCCUGGUUCAUCAAUAGUUUGAUCUAUUUGUGUGUGUGUGUGUGUGUGUGUGUGUGUGUGUGUGUGUGUGUGUGUGGUUUGUUUUUCCUUUUUGUGCAGACAGUCAGAGCUGCCUGUGUGUGAAAGUUUCAACCUGAUUGUUAGGACAGCAUGAAGAUAAGAUCCAAAACAGAAACGUAUCAAAUGGAAAAAUUCCCGUCCGUCAUAGUCAGUACCCACACUAUUUACAUAGCCACAGUAGAUAAGUCUCACUUUCCUACCUACAGGCUUAGAUGAGUCUGUCAGAGUGAGCAGAUUGCAGCAUAAGGUUUUUUAAGGGCAACCAAUUACAUUUAGGAUUUCCAUUUAACGCUUUUUCUAUACGUUAUAAAUUAUUUUCUAGACAAAAUAUGGCUUUGUUAUUACUAGUAUCCUAUUAGAGCGUAUUAUUAAAGAGAGAUAUUAAUAUGGCGACCUUUAUGAAACUCUUUUCACACACUUUAUUUAUGGUGUUUAAACAUUAAACCCAGAAAACAUUCUGUUUUAAAAAAUAAUUGUAAAAACUAUAUGCCAUUUCAUAAGUAAAAUGUAUUAGACUAUGGAUAAGAAAUUAAUCACAAGGUUGAGGUUAAACAAGAGAAUGUAAAAUGAUUUGAGGUUGAAAUUGAAUAUUUGCGUCGAGCCGUAUGAUUGGAAACUCAACAGAAAACAGGAUGUGCAGGUGGUAGAAAUUAUACAAUCGAUUAAAUAUGAUUUAUUAAAUAAAAUUUUUCUCUAAUUUGAAUGUUUUAUACUAACAGCAUAAGAAUCAACGACAGAGACUAUGAUUGUCAUUCUAUACUCACUUAUAGGAGCAUUUAAACACGCUAUUUCUGUGUUCUGGCUCCAUCUGAAUGGAGCCUGAUAUGUACUGACCUCUGCUUCAUUUUCUAACCUUGAGCAGCAUAAGCCAGCCCUUCUCUUUCUGUCUGGCUGUCUGUCUGUCUGUCCUCUCUACAUAUCGAAUGUUCAGCACUUCUGGUAAAAUGGGAAGCUGAAACUCUAGGUAAUAUAAUAGGUCCCACAUAUUUGGCCCUGCAAUAAACCACAGAACUGAGUAGAUGGAUGAGAAUGAAAACCAUCAUGAUUCCAAGAGUCCAUGAUUCCAGGAUAUUUACAUAGUCAUUUAAUUUAAUAUUCAAUGUUGAGAUUGAUUCCUUCUUCCCUCCAGCCAAAAACAACUACACAGCGUUUUAUUUCCUCUAAAACAAGCAUUAUACCAGGUCACAACAUCUACACAGCAUUGUAUUUCCUCUAAACCAAAUAUGGCCACACCCUCUAUCACAUGCGUCAGAUCUCUGGACAUCUAUCAAAGGGUGGCUUGAGGCCAUGACGUUCAGUUCCAUGUUGUGGGGGGAAAAACAUUAAACUUAUUAGAUAAAUAAUGGUUCGAGAUUGAAAUGUGGUAAUAAGAGGGUAAGUUGUGUUGGCAAGUUAAUCGAUA
Messenger RNA from Ictalurus furcatus (blue catfish), 5019 nucleotides. RefSeq names its product G protein-coupled receptor, class C, group 5, member C (gene gprc5c). Bases 260 to 1525 code for a protein of 421 amino acids. The transcript has 5 exons. Gene Ontology annotation, molecular function: protein kinase activator activity; G protein-coupled receptor activity. Gene Ontology annotation, biological process: G protein-coupled receptor signaling pathway. The record is from RefSeq and is a predicted model, not a curated record. Gene Ontology annotation, cellular component: extracellular exosome; plasma membrane; intracellular membrane-bounded organelle. NCBI's taxonomy places the organism in Eukaryota, Metazoa, Chordata, Actinopteri, Siluriformes, Ictaluridae.